Triticum turgidum subsp. durum (durum wheat) is the source of this 2229-nucleotide messenger RNA. The record is from the annotation of a GenBank genome assembly. Lineage: Eukaryota; Viridiplantae; Streptophyta; Magnoliopsida; Poales; Poaceae.
AUGAGCGAAGCGGAGGCGCCUCUCAUCACCGAGGAGGCGGCGGAGCGCGGCCUGGCGUCCUCCGGCAGUCGCCGCCUCAGCGACGGGGCCGGCGGGCAGGGCUCCAGGAAGUACCGCAGGCGGUCGGACGCGCUAGCCCAUGGCGACCGUUACCAGAAGGCGGCCGCUCUCGUCGACCUCGCAGAAGAUGGUGUUGGUAUCCCUGAGGAUGUCUUGAAUGAUACGAGGUUCGGGAGGGCAAUGAGUUUCUAUUUUGUGUAUCUCCGGUUGGACUGGCUGUGGUCACUUAACCUGUUUGCUUUGAUUCUUUUGAAUUUUCUCGAGAAGCCUCUAUGGUGCCGGAAAGAUGCUCUACAGGCUUGUGAUCAAAGGGAUCUUUACUUUCUCGGGCAGUUGCCAUACUUCAGCAAAACUGAAUCACUCAUCUACGAGGGGCUUACACUUGUUAUUCUUGUAAUGGAUAUCUUUUGUCCACUUUCUUAUGAAGGCCUAAAUAUUUUCUGGAGGAGCACCACGAAUAAGUUGAAGAUUCUUCUUCUCUUCAUCUUAGCAUGUGACAUACUGGUGUUUGCCUUUAGUUCCCAACCUUUCAGAUUAGCUCCAUACAUCCGCGUAGUGUUUCUAAUCAUGACUAUCAGGGAACUGCGAAUGUGUGCUAUCACACUGGCCGGUCUUAUUGGGACAUACCUCAAUGUUUUGGCUCUCUCUCUGUUGUUCCUCUUAUUUGCAAGCUGGCUAGCUUAUGUAACAUUUGAGGAUACUCCACAAGGGAAGACCAUUUUUUCAUCAUAUGGUGUAACGCUGUAUCAGAUGUUUGUCCUCUUCACCACCUCCAAUAAUCCUGAUGUAUGGGUGCCUGCUUACAAGAUAUCCCGCUGGUAUUCCCUAUUUUUCAUCGUCUACGUGCUUUUGGGAGUUUACUUCCUGACAAAUUUGAUUCUUGCUGUCAUCUAUGAUAGCUUUAAGGAGCAGUUCGCAAAGCAACUUGUUCAGGUGGACUCUAUCAGGAAAAAUAUAUUACAGAAGGCAUUUGAUCUUAUUGAUACCAACAAUCGGGGUUAUCUCGACAGGGAACAGUGCAUAUCAUUGCUUAAUGAGCUGAACAAGUACAGGUCCUUACCAAAAACCUCAAGGGAAGAUUUUGAAUUAAUUUUUGCCGAGCUUGAUCGAAGUGGUGAUUUCAAGGUUACCUCCGAAGAAUUUGCUGACCUAUGCAAUACCAUUGCAAUAAAAUUUCAGAAAGAACCACCGCCGUCUUAUCUGGAAAAGUUCCCAUUCUACCAUUCACCACUUUGUGGGAGGUUGAAAUCUUUUGUGCGGAGCCGGGUGUUUGAGUUCAUUAUUAUUUUCGUUCUUCUGGUAAACCUAGUUGCCGUCAUUAUCGAAACAACGCUUGAUAUAGAAAACAGCUCCUCACAGGAAACGUGGCAGGAAGUAGAGUUCUUUCUUGGAUGGAUUUAUGUAGCCGAGAUGGCACUGAAAAUAUUUUCAUUAGGAUUUGGUGCUUAUUGGAUGGAAGGCCAAAACAAAUUUGAUUUUGUGCUUACUUGGACUAUAUUUAUUGGAGAGACUCUAACAUUUGCCUUCCCGUCAAAGCUUCCCUUUCUUUCAAAUGGAGAAUGGAUUCGAUAUCUUCUCCUUGGAAGGGUGUUGCGCUUAACAAGAAUUUUGCUGCAAGUUCAACGUUUCAGAGCAUUUGUUGCAACAUUCUUUACCCUGAUGUCUAGUUUGAUGCCAUAUUUGGGGAUAGUAUUCUGUGUUCUUUGCAUGUACUGCUCCCUUGGUUUGCAGAUUUUUGGGGGCAUCGUGUAUGCUGGAAACCCAACACUAGAAGAAACGGACCUCUUCAAUAAUGAUUAUCUUCUUUUUAACUUCAAUGACUAUCCAAGUGGUAUGGUUACUCUGUUCAAUUUGUUAGUGAUGGGCAAUUGGCAAGUAUGGAUGGAGAGUUAUUGGCAACUGACUGGAAAUUCUUGGAGCCUGAUUUAUUUUGUCAGCUUUUACCUUAUUUCAAUAUUACUACUGCUUAAUCUGAUUGUAGCAUUUGUGUUGGAGGCAUUUUUUGCUGAGAUGGAACUGGAGAAAGGUGAAGAGGUUGAUAUCCAGAAUCCUACGUCUGGAGGAAUAAAGAAACGCCGGUCUAUGCGUGUGAGGUCAAAGGGUACGAUGGUUGAUAUUCUUCUGCACCAUAUGCUGAGCAAUGAACUUGAUGGAUCUCAAAACUCUUGA